UUGUGGACCUGUGGGGUUUUCAUAACUGAGCAAGUUAAUUCUAAACGUACGAUGCAAAUCGGAGGGAGGGCUGCGGGUUGCUGAUCCGGUAAGCCAAAUCGCGUCCGAUGCUGAACAGAUUUUGCGGGAUUUAGUUUCGCCGCGGGAACGAUCGAGCACUACUCCCCUGCCCCGGCGGCGCCGCGCGCUCAGGCGCGAAUCUUCCGCCCAAUUCCUCGUCUACUCCGACGGCCUGCGGUACCUGCCCCAAUGCACCGCCUCUCACGACCACUCGUCUCUUUCAUGGCCUCUGCUCCGCCUCGCGGGUGGCCACCAGCGCUCGUGCGACAAGUUUACGAGCCUCCCAGUCCAUCUACCCGUCGUCUUUCCAGCAGCAGCGGUGAAUCAAAAAGCAAUGAGGAUUCUGGUAAACUACUCAUCUCUUCUGCCAACAAGCACUCUGCCGGCACCCAAGGCAUGAACAACAUGGGGACGAGGAGCACAACAAGCAAGUUCACUGCUUGUUAUGGCGAGGUUACAGAUGCUGGUCGUGAGGAAGGAACCACGAUCAGUGACGGGGAAGAACAUGAGAGGUUGGACGCACUGAAGGCUCGAUACCCCUUCAACGGCGUGCACCUUCUAGAUGAAUUUCCGAAGAGCAGGCACCGUGAUGGUUCUAUAUACAAGUGCACGCAUUCAUGGACAACACAACGUUUCGCAGACCGCAGGGAGAGGCUCUCUCAUCAACGUGGGUGGCCUCAAGCGAGGGAUUAAUUUUCUGGGUGAUAUGUUAAUCGAAUACGACAUGAGGAUCAAGACUGCUGAACCAGAAAAUCAUGAUCUACAGCUGAUCGAUGGGGUUUCAAUUCUAGGCAACAUGGGCAUGCGGAAUCGUAGUGUGUUCAUGGAUCGCAUCCAUGGGGAUUGUGGCAACUGUAGUGUGUUCAUUGAUAUAACUUUUUCAAAUCUUGAAAAUGCAGUUGAGGCAACUGUAGAAGUUACCAUAUCAGAAGUGCAAAGCAGUUUCAAUCUAUUUCUCGGCUGUUUUACCAGUGGGUUGAAUGAAGAAAUUGGGCUCUUCGAUGGUGCCAUUAGUGA
Molecule: messenger RNA, 1077 nt
Organism: Triticum aestivum (bread wheat)
Lineage: Eukaryota; Viridiplantae; Streptophyta; Magnoliopsida; Poales; Poaceae
Exons: 3
Coding region: 250-753 (167 amino acids)
Source: RefSeq, a predicted model, not a curated record